This is a messenger RNA of Erigeron canadensis, 1593 nucleotides long. Its product is annotated as cytochrome P450 86B1-like. The transcript has a single exon. Gene Ontology annotation, molecular function: monooxygenase activity; oxidoreductase activity, acting on paired donors, with incorporation or reduction of molecular oxygen; heme binding. Lineage: Eukaryota; Viridiplantae; Streptophyta; Magnoliopsida; Asterales; Asteraceae. The coding region runs from base 1 to 1593 and encodes 530 amino acids. The record is from RefSeq and is a predicted model, not a curated record.
AUGGAGCACAACAUGAUCACUAACCUCAUAUUCUCUUCAAUCGGGUGGUUGUAUUCUCAUUUAUGGUUCUCAGAUAUAGCCAAGGCAAUGUCCAUCAUUUUUAUCGUCAACUCCAUACUUCAAAGACUCACUACAAAGGGUCCUAUGAUAUGGCCAUUUCUUGGAAUAUAUCCAACAGCUACCUUAUAUAUAAUUAAUUUUUAUGAGCGGGGUACUAAUGCUUUGAUCAAGUAUGGCGGAACCAUUUACUUUAGAGGUGUCUGGAUGGGUGGCACUUUUGGAUAUAUCACAUGUGAUCCUGUUAAAGUCGAAUACAUGCUCAAGACAAACUUCAAGAACUUUCCGAAAGGGAAAGCUUAUAAAGAAAGAUUUUAUGAUUUUCUUGGAGAUGGAAUCUUUAAUGCAGAUGAUGAAUUAUGGAGGAUGCAACGUCGUGUGGCUAACUCUGAAAUGCAUUCAACUCGCUUCAUAAAGUUCUCCAUGGAAUCCAUAAAAUCGCUAGUUCAUGACAGGUUGUUGAAGGUUUUGGAAGCUAAAAAAGGGUCUGUCAUUGAUCUGCAAGAUGUGCUUUUACGUUUUACUUUUGACAAUACUUGUGCAGUGGCAUUUGGUGUUGAUUCGGGGUGUUUAGCGGUUGAUUUACCAGAGACUCCCUUUGCAAAGGCCUUUGAGAAAGUGACUUUUGCAAGUCUAAUGAGGUUCUUGGUCCCUCGUUAUGUAUGGAAGCCAAUGAAGUAUUUCAGAGUAGGAUUUGAGAAAACACUGCAUGAAUCUGCCAAAAUUGUGCAUGAUUUUUCGGAGAAAACAGUAAGAGAAAGAAAGAUGGAAUUAUUGUCUAAUAAAGAUGAAACGAAUGGUAGUUCAAGGUGUGAUCUUUUGUCAAGACUGAUCAUAAUGGAACAAGAUAAAAAAGAAGUCUUUUUUAGUGAUAAAUUACUUCAAGAUUUUUGCAUAAGUUUCAUCUUAGCAGGUAGAGACACAAGCUCAGUGGGGUUAUCAUGGUUUUUCUGGUUAAUUGCCAAAAACCCAUCAGUAGAAACCCGAAUCCUAGAAGAACUUCAUAACAUCAUACAACAACGCGAAGACCCCAACAAGGAAAAUCAAGAAAACAUAGUAUUUACAGAAGAAGAACUCAAGAAAAUGGUGUAUCUACAAGCAGCAAUAUCUGAAUCCUUACGUUUGUACCCUCCAGUCUCAUUUGACUUCAAAGAGCCGCUAGAAGAUGACAUUUUCCCAGAUGGCACUGUAGUAAAAAAGGGUGCACGGGUGAUUUACUCUAUUUAUGUAAUGGCUAGGAUGGAGAGCCUUUGGGGAAAAGACUGUUGUGAGUUUCGGCCCGAAAGGUGGAUCAAAGAUGGCGAGUUCGUGAGCCAGAGCCAGUUCAAGUACACAGUGUUUAAUGCAGGGCCGCGUUUAUGUGUUGGCAAAAAGUUUGCAUAUAUGCAGAUGAAAAUGGUGGUUGCUUCAGUAUUAUUAAGAUAUAGUUUGAAACUAGUUGAAGGUCAUAAAGUAUGUCCAAAAGUGAACACCACACUUUACAUGUUGUAUGGGUUAUUGGUUAGGAUGGAGCCAAGGGCAAAGAUUAUGGACUGA